Cornus florida is the source of this 814-nucleotide messenger RNA. RefSeq lists its product as uncharacterized. NCBI's taxonomy places the organism in Eukaryota, Viridiplantae, Streptophyta, Magnoliopsida, Cornales, Cornaceae. The coding region runs from base 174 to 482 and encodes 102 amino acids. The record is from RefSeq and is a predicted model, not a curated record. The transcript has 3 exons.
CCAAACAUAAUGAAGCCCCCCAUUUUAAACCACUCCAAAUUGCUUUCUUUCCAUUAGAAGAAGUGAAGAACACAAACUAAAGCGCACACACUAGCUCUCCCCAUUCGCUACACAGGCGGUGAUCGACAUUGACAACCGUCGGCGCCACAGGAAACAGAACAAGAGUAGUGAAAAUGUCAAGCUAUUUGUGGAGGAAAUAUGCUGAUUACUUGUACUCGAAGUGGGAAAAAACAAUUCUCUGGGACAUGGUUGAUCCAUACAGGCGACCCAAAUCGUUUACCCCACUUGUCACAAUCUAUAUCUUUGCCUUUUAUACUGGGGUCAUUGGGGCAGCUAUCACUGAGCAACUCUACAAGGAGAAAUACUGGGAAGAGCACCCAGGGCACGUGGUGCCUUUGAUGAAACCGAAGUUUUAUUCUGGGCCUUGGAAGAUACUGAAAGGGGAUGUACUGAAAGGCGAUGUUCUCCCACCUGACCAGUAAAAUCCCCAAGCAACCAGUUGGACGACACAUUGCUCGAGUUCUCAUUGCCCGUAAAUAUGCAGCAAGUUUAAUUCUAUCAAGUACUAGUAUGUCAUUGUCUAAAAUAACCAGAGCAAAUAUACUUUGUCACUCUAUUGAUGCCCAAUUUCGAAGAGCAGAUUACCAAAUUUGUCACUGAUUAAUAUCAAUGUUGUGUCUGAUCUGCAAUACAAAAACCUUCGGUAAUUUUCCCACGAAUAGAAAUCUGAUGAUCCCUCUUAAAUCCUCGGCAAGUAGAUGGAAUUGGUUUGUGUUAUCAGAUCUUUUAUGUGCUUUUCUUUCUUGAGUGCUCU